AUGGCUUCCCGUCAGGCCAGGGGUGUGCUCAACUUCGUAGCCUCCAGCCUGGUGCGCAGCUCAGCUGCGCCCCGGGCGCUCAUCGCUCUUCCCUACAGCGCGGCGGUGCGUGCGGCUUGCGAGGUGGCGGGUGGACCCCCCAACGGCUUCACGCUGACCGAGUCCCAGGGCGACUGCUUGGUGACGCUCACCAAGGAGCACCAGGGCGAGACCGUCACCAUCGAGCUCAUCGCGGGCUCAGAGACCGAGGACGAGGAGUUUGAGAUUCCAGAUCACGAUCACGAGGCAGAAGAGGAGGUGGAGGAGGGGCCCGCCCCCGCCACUCCCUUCUCCGUGUCCAUCGUCAAGGGCGACACCGAGAUGAGGUUUGAGGUGCGCGUCCGUGGCGACGGGUCCAUGGAGGUGGACGAGGUGACGCUGUCCCCCGCCGACGAGGACGAGGAGGCCUUCAACGAGGUCCCCUACCAGGGCCCCCGCUUUGAGGAGCUGGAUGAGGGCCUGCAGGCCGAGCUGCUUCACUACCUGGACGAGCGUGGGGUGAACGCUGACCUGGCGGUCUACAUCACCGCCCUCAACUUUGACAAGGAGCAGCGGGAGUACACCCAGUGGCUGGAGCGCAUGCAGGCCUUUGUGGCCCAGAAGGCGUGGAGGGGGGGAGGGAUGGGCCAGGCGCAGGGUCGAGGGUCCAGGAGCUCUGCGCGGGCGCGCGCGGCCAGCAUCGCCCCUGCUCCAUGA
Messenger RNA from Auxenochlorella protothecoides, 735 nucleotides. Its product is annotated as Mitochondrial acidic protein MAM33. The record is from RefSeq and is a predicted model, not a curated record. The transcript is spliced from 4 exons. Gene Ontology annotation, cellular component: mitochondrial matrix. Bases 1 to 735 code for a protein of 244 amino acids. NCBI's taxonomy places the organism in Eukaryota, Viridiplantae, Chlorophyta, Trebouxiophyceae, Chlorellales, Chlorellaceae.